Molecule: messenger RNA, 1103 nt
Organism: Gastrolobium bilobum
Lineage: Eukaryota; Viridiplantae; Streptophyta; Magnoliopsida; Fabales; Fabaceae
Exons: 3
Coding region: 8-958 (316 amino acids)
Molecular function (GO): hydrolase activity
Source: RefSeq, a predicted model, not a curated record
AGAAGAGAUGGAAGGAAUAGAGCACAGGACAGUGGAAGUGAAUGGCAUCAAAAUGCAUGUAGCAGAGAAAGGACAAGGUCCUGUGGUGUUGUUCCUUCACGGCUUCCCCGAGCUCUGGUACUCAUGGCGACACCAGAUUCUGGCUCUCAGCUCCCUCGGUUACCGUGCCGUGGCACCUGAUCUCCGUGGCUACGGUGACACCGAAGCCCCUACUUCAAUCAGCAGCUACACAUGUUUCCACAUCGUGGGUGACAUUGUUGCCCUUAUUGACUCACUCGAUGUGGAUCAAGUUUUCCUCGUUGCACAUGAUUGGGGAGCCUUGAUAGGUUGGUACCUAUGUUUGUUUCGCCCUGAGAGAAUCAAGGCCUAUGUUUGUCUCAGUGUACCUUUCUUUACUAGAAACCCCAAAGUGAGGACAGUAGAUGGCAUGCGAGCCUUGUACGGAGAUGACUACUAUAUCUGCAGAUUCCAGGAACCGGGCAAAGCCGAAGCUGAGCUUGAGAAAAGUAGCGCUGAACGGGUAAUAAAGAACGUUCUCAUGGGUCGCAAACCUGGGCCACCAAUCUUGCCCAAAGAAGGGAUGGGAUCUAAUCCAGAUGAUACAAGGCCUCUUCCCUCUUGGCUCACACAAGAAGAUCUCGCUUAUUAUGCUUCUAAAUUUAAAAAAUCAGGCUUCACUGGAGGCCUUAACUACUAUAGGAAUUUGAACUUAAAUUGGGAGCUGACGGCACCUUGGACUGGAGCGCAAGUAAAAGUACCGGUGAAAUUCAUAACGGGUGAUUUAGAUGUAGUGUACACUUCGCUAGGGAUGAAGGACUAUAUCGAUAGCGGUGCUUUCAAGAAAGAUGUGCCGAAUUUGGAGGAAGUGGUUAUACAGGAAGGGGUAGCUCACUUCAACAACCAAGAAGCUGCGGAGGAAGUUAACAAUCAUAUUCUUGAUUUUAUCAAGAAGUUCUGAUAGAUCUUAUCAACUCUCUCCGAGUUUAGUUAAUCAAAUAAUUUGGUUACCGUCCAUUCUGCUUGGCGUAUGUUUAAGUUAUUUUAAUAAAUAUAAUCGUACCUAUGUUUGUGCACUGGAAACAUAUUCUCAUUUGAAUAUUCGU